AUGUUUAGAAAGCUAGAAAUCAACAUUCCAUUCUCUGAGGCACUUAAGCAGAUGCCCAUAUAUGUGAAGCUCAUGAAGGACAUUAUCUCAAAGAAACACACCAUUGACACUGAACCUAUACUCCUAACUGAAACUUGUAGUGCAAUUUUGCAGGGUAUGAAGAUCCCAGUCAAAAAUAAAGAUAGAGGUUCUGUCACCAUUCCACGCACCAUUAGAGAUACAUCAUUCAAAAAGGAACUUAUUAAUUUGGGAGCUAGUGUGAGCCUUAUUCCUUUAUCCAUAUACAAGAAGCUGGGAAUAGGAACGGUUCAGGAUACCAGGAUGAAACUCCAGUUUGCAGAUCAUUCAAUGAAGAGACCUUAUAGUGUACUUGAAGAUGUUUUGGUUAAGAUAGACAAAUUUGUGUUCCCUGUUGAUUUUGUGAUCCUUGAGAUGCUAGAGGAUGAAGAGAUCCCUCUGAUUCUGGGGAGACCUUUCCCAGAAACAGGGAAAUGUAUGAUAAACAUUAAGGAAGGAACCAGACCCUCAAAGUUUAUGAUGAAGAGAUAA
Molecule: messenger RNA, 549 nt
Organism: Lathyrus oleraceus (garden pea)
Lineage: Eukaryota; Viridiplantae; Streptophyta; Magnoliopsida; Fabales; Fabaceae
Exons: 1
Coding region: 1-549 (182 amino acids)
Source: RefSeq, a predicted model, not a curated record